This is a messenger RNA of Pocillopora verrucosa, 559 nucleotides long. The record is from RefSeq and is a predicted model, not a curated record. NCBI's taxonomy places the organism in Eukaryota, Metazoa, Cnidaria, Anthozoa, Scleractinia, Pocilloporidae.
AUGAAACUUCAAAGGCCUUUAAUUUUGCUACAGGUUCAAGUCUUGAUCGUGGUAAUUAGCAGAGGCUUAGCGAGUGGAGAAGCCUUUGAUAACUGCUUCAGUAAUGCUGUUGGAGUUUCCGAUUCAAGUAUCAUCCUUGACGGCUUCCUGAGGGCAUCAAGUCAUUAUCAAAGAAACGGUUACAUAGCCCUACCAUCGUAUGGACGUCUGAACGGUACCAGAGGCGAUGGAUGGUGCGCCGAAAAAAAUGAUGAUAAUCAGUGGCUUCAAGUCGAUCUCGGGAAAAUUAUUGAAGUUUGCGCUGUUGCAACCCAAGGAGACAUCAGUGGCAAUCAAAGGGUGAUAGACUUUAAACUAGCGCUGUCUAAAUCCUAUGAGGAAGUAUGGCCAGCUUAUAAGGAUGCUAACGACUUAGAAGUGAAAUUUCGCAGGGAAGGUGGAUCCAACACAAUUAACCAACAUCCAUUGGGAGUUCCAGUUUAUGCAAGAUACAUUCGUUUUCUUCCAGUUACUUGGGAAGCUCUUAUCUGUCUCAGAGUUGAGGUUUAUGGAUCCGUUA